UCUCUCACUAGACUCCUCCUCCUCCUCAUCGCUCUGCUCUUCUCACGCUUCCCAACGAUGCUGCUACGUGGCACAAUCUCCGCCCCUCUCCAGUCUCUCCGCCUCAGAACCACCGCAGCUCGGCCUCAAAACGUCGCCGUUUCGUGGCAUUCCCCAACCAACAAGUACUCGAUCUCGGACCAGGACCUCGACUCCCGCGGCUUCCUCCUCCACCGCACCACCGCCGACCUCAACCUCGACCACCUCAACAAGGUCUUCGUCGCCGUCGGGUUCCCCAAGCGGGACCCGGCCAAGAUCCGGAUCGCGCUGGACCACACCGACUCCCUGCUCUGGCUCGAGUACGCCAAGACCAACCGCCCCGUCGCCUUCGCCAGGGCCACCGGCGACGGCGUCUUCAACGCCAUCAUAUGGGACGUCGUCGUCGACCCCUCCUUUCAGGGGAUCGGCCUGGGCCGGGCCGUGAUGGAGCGCCUCGUGGAGGAGCUCGUCGAUAAGGGCAUCGGGAAUAUCGCUUUGUAUUCGGAGCCCCGGGUUCUCGGGUUUUAUCGGCCCUUGGGCUUUGUGGCCGACCCGGAUGGGAUCCGCGGAAUGGUGUAUUCCAGAAAGCCCAAGAAGCAGAAGUGAUCUUUUUGUAUCAAAGCACAGUGAGGUAUAUAGGAGAUUGAGAUUGCACAAUUAUUGAGUUUUCGAAUGUAAAGAUGAUUGCUUGUUUAUCAUAUCAUAUAUCUAACAAAGGGUGAAUUUUAUUGAAUCCAAGAAAA
This is a messenger RNA of Rosa chinensis, 761 nucleotides long. Its product is annotated as serotonin N-acetyltransferase 2, chloroplastic. Gene Ontology annotation, molecular function: N-acetyltransferase activity. The record is from RefSeq and is a predicted model, not a curated record. Lineage: Eukaryota; Viridiplantae; Streptophyta; Magnoliopsida; Rosales; Rosaceae. The transcript has a single exon. Gene Ontology annotation, cellular component: cytoplasm. Bases 58 to 624 code for a protein of 188 amino acids.